CUAGUCACCGCCUACUGGCCACUGGGUUCCAAAUAACGAGAGAAAAGGACGAAGUUUUCUGGAUAUUUCAUAACAAAGAUUCCAGAAUGGGGUAUUCCUCCACACCGACGUUGUCGUGGACAUUCUGUGUGACGGUAUGUUUCUGUGUAUUGACCAACACAGACGGGAUGAGUGUCUGGCGUAGCAGGUCAGACGCAUUGACUAACGGGAAACAUGGCUCAUUCUGCUUCCGGCACAUCUGUGAGUGUUCGGGGCCAUUGGCUAACUGUGGGUUUGGUCACCUGACUUUUAUUCCAAGCUUGUGGGACAACAUUACUCAGCUGAACUUCACAGACAACAGCUUGCAUCGGAUAUCGAGGGCUACGUUCGCCAACAUCACACAUUUGAAACUGGAUUUCCUGUCUCUUGCGUGGAACAAAAUAAGGAACAUUUCUGAUGACGCUUUAUCUGUACUGGUUGAGCUUAAACACUUGGACCUCACCGGAAAUGAUCUUCUUACCACGACAGAUCUAGCGACGGCUUUUCAUGGUCUCGAUAAUACACCUCUCCAAAGUCUGACAUUACGUGCUAUGAAGUUGAAGCAUAUACCAGUGGACAUGUUUCAUGGGAUGAGGAAUAACACACUCAAAUAUCUUGUCCUAGAGAGAAACCAUCUACAGGAAUAUAACCAAGAACCGUUUUCAGUACUCAGGAAUAUACGUGUUAUAGAAUUAGGGGGUAACAACAUACGGUCAUUGAAGUGGGGCCAUUCUCCCCAUCUGAGCAGUCUAUCGCUUCCUGGCAACAGAAUCACAGAGGUUCCAUCCUUCUGUGGUUUCAACUCAAGCUUUUAUCCCAUGUUAAAGAGACUUGCUCUAGAACACAACCUUUUAACGGACAUGAGGCCACACAUGUUCAGAUGUUUACCACACAUCAACGUUUUGGGACUCAAUGAUAACCCUAUAGAAGGGAUUGAAACUAACACCUUUUCAGAAUUAUCCACACUCAAAACUAUCUUUCUACAAAAUCUUAAAGGAUCAACAUUUUUCAUCAAGAAUUAUGCGUUCAAUAAUAGUAACAUCCAACGCAUCAGUAUGAAAGGUACUCGGAUUGUAUACCGCUAA
Molecule: messenger RNA, 1103 nt
Organism: Haliotis rubra (blacklip abalone)
Lineage: Eukaryota; Metazoa; Mollusca; Gastropoda; Lepetellida; Haliotidae
Product: P-granule-associated novel protein 1-like
Exons: 2
Coding region: 87-1103 (338 amino acids)
Cellular component (GO): extracellular matrix
Molecular function (GO): protein binding
Source: RefSeq, a predicted model, not a curated record